Rotaria socialis is the source of this 1527-nucleotide messenger RNA. Lineage: Eukaryota; Metazoa; Rotifera; Eurotatoria; Philodinida; Philodinidae. The record is from the annotation of a GenBank genome assembly.
AUGUAUAGUGAUACUAUUUUUGUCAUUAGUAACAAAACAAAUAAGCGACGUGAACGAGUAGUUCGACGUCGAUCUAUUAUUCGACAAUUUGCUUUGAAUACAUCGACUCAUGGUAUCCCAGGUAUUGCUCGUAGUGAGAGUAUGCAUAAUAGAAUUUUCUGGUCGAUUUCGUUUGUCGUUUUCACGGGAAUUACAAUUUUCUUUGUUACUCAAGAAAUUCGUAAGUAUUUUGAGUAUUCUACUCAAACAUCAGUGGAUAUCGUCAAUGAGUGGCCACAACACUUCCCAGCAUUUACUAUUUGUAAUCUAGCUCCUGUUCGCUAUGAUCUUUUCGUUCAAUCAUUUUCAAACUAUACAACUACACUCAAUAUUACGAAUGCGAAUGAUACGAAUUCAAUGUCGCUACAACAAAUAAAACGUAUCGGUGAUUUUUUUCAAAUGAAAAUAAAUCGAAAUGAAUCUCUCGAUGAAUUCUUCUUUCCGCUCAGUUCUAUGCUCAUGACAUGUGUUUUCAAUGGACGCGCUUGUUCAGUAGUAAACUUUACUUCAUUUUCUUCAUCUUCGUACGGUUUCUGUUAUACUUUUAAUGCUAAAUUGAAAAAUAUUAAUAGCGUUCACUACAGUGAUGAAUAUGGUGGGCCGGGUCUUUUGAAUCUAGGCUUUUAUGUUCAUAGUCAUCAAUAUGUACCAUAUAUAAGAGAAGGGGUUGGUAUGAUAGCGGUGCUGCAUGAUAACGCACAAUUACCUAUGAUUGAUAGUGCUGGGAUGGCAUUAGCAACUGGAUUUAAACAUAGAAUUACAUAUACUAAAAAGAUGAUUUCAUUUUUACGUUCUCCUUAUUCGACAUGUGAUGAUAAAAUUCCUCCUAUGAUGCAAGCAAUGUUUGAUAAUUACCAAGGUACUGAAUAUGGAUACACAGAAGACAUAUGCUAUGAAUUGUGUACCCAAGUAUUUACAUAUAAACAUUGCGGCUGUAUUGAUCCUCUACAAUGGAAUGCUCGUUGGGUGUUUUUACCUGAAACUGAACAAAUGAUUUUAGCUCCUCUAUGCAAUAUAUCUAAUAAGUGUUACUCUGAAGCAGCCUAUGUUUUCUUGACUUCGUCGUCUCUUCUUGAACAACAUUGCUCAUAUUGUCCACAACAAUGUUUUAUUACUGAUUUCAGUAUCAAAAAUUCACUAUGGAGAACACCGCCAGCGUGGCUAGUGGAUGAUAUUAAAAGAUUUGUUGAAAAUUCAAAAAUUCCAUUACCUCAUGAUUGGCUAACGAAUUGGCGUUCACAUAUUGACGCCAGUUAUCUCUCAAUUGAACUAGUACAUGAAUCGACUAGAAUUGAAAACUAUACACAAGCAGCAACACUGACAGCAGUUGGCGUUCUGUCUAAUGUUGGCGGUCAAACAGGUCUUUGGAUUGGUGUUAGUUUUCUAUCUCUAAUGGAACUAGCAGAAAUGCUGUAUCGACUCGCACGACAGCAGUAUCAUACGAUGCGACGAAACUGUAUUAGAACUAGCGAUGAGAGUAAAGUUUGA